CAAAGAGUUCAAGCUUGAAAAGGAAGUGAGGAUUGCUGACUAUAAAGCAGACCUUUGAGUGGCUAAGAAAUUUCCCUUUUACAGAUUUGUCAAGCGAAAUAAUUGUAGAUUCCACUGAGCUCCAUUAAAUGAGUAGGUAGCUUGGACUUUAGUGAAGAGAAAUGGGUGAUACCUAUUUUCCAGAGUACGAUCCCACUCCCUAUGGAGGCGGUCUGGAUCUGGAAGAACUGUAUGGAAAACCCAUUGUACCCUCUGAGAAAUCCUGCUAUGCCCCAUCUGAGCCUGCCUCUUCUCUUGCGGAUGGGGAGGAGGAUGACAAAGCAUCUGUGAUUUCUGCAUACGGGGUUGAAUUGCCCGAUUUCGAAAUUGAUAAGAGGAAUUCUUCCCCCAAGGGCAAACAGGAGGAAAAGGGUUCAGCUGCUGAACCCUGGAAACCCAUUUAUCCAGCCCCUGAAUAUCACCUAAGGGACUCAGAUCUGGUUCUCCCUUUCUGCAAUUGUGCUACGCCCAAUCACUGCACCUGCCCUUAUAAUAUUUUCUCUUUUAACAACUGCCAAGAGGAGGAGGAAGGGGCAGAGGAAGAAGACUGCAUAUAUACCCACCAUGAUCCUUCCUCUCCAGAGCAUGUGGCCAACAAAGUGGCUCAAUGGUUGUUUUCCAGCAGUUACAUAUGAAUGUGGAGAGCCAUCUGUAUGCUUCUCUAAUUUCUGUUGUGCAGUAUUUAUUAUCAGAUUCUGUUUGUUAAUUCGUGUAUGUGCAUGAAAACAAGAAUGCCUCUGUUUCCUUUGAAGUAAGCAAAUUCUUUCUCCUUCUUGUCUGCUCAGGCAACCUUGGCAGACAAAACUCUUCAUAUUGGUACAAUUACUUCCCACACCAUAGGGCUGACCCUGAAUCAGGCAGUUAACUAAUAAGUUUACUGUUUUGAGGUUGUCAGCUGAUAGGUCUAGACCCUUCUGUAAUGUGGAGAAUGAAUUGGAAUUAGACAUUUUUAAUAAUAUUUUCUUCAUCAGAUUGAAAGCUAA
Molecule: messenger RNA, 1022 nt
Organism: Cryptomeria japonica (Japanese cedar)
Lineage: Eukaryota; Viridiplantae; Streptophyta; Pinopsida; Cupressales; Cupressaceae
Exons: 2
Coding region: 162-674 (170 amino acids)
Molecular function (GO): phosphatidic acid binding
Source: RefSeq, a predicted model, not a curated record